Messenger RNA from Fundulus heteroclitus (mummichog), 2370 nucleotides. RefSeq names its product zinc finger and SCAN domain-containing protein 26. The record is from RefSeq and is a predicted model, not a curated record. NCBI's taxonomy places the organism in Eukaryota, Metazoa, Chordata, Actinopteri, Cyprinodontiformes, Fundulidae. Bases 93 to 1517 code for a protein of 474 amino acids. Gene Ontology annotation, cellular component: nucleus. The transcript is spliced from 7 exons.
UCAAUGUAGGGACCGGAAAUGCUCUUUUUUUUGACCCAAUGCGUUAUUGCAGGAGCGUUUCCGUGUGUGGGAACAAAGAUUAAAGCGUGAAAAUGAGCCAAAUGGAAGAGCUAAAGUUGUUUGUGGCUGCUCGCCUGCAGGUUGCCGCCUCUGAAAUCCUGACUGUUGUCGCGAGAACUUUAGCUAACUACGAGGAAGAGACCACCCGGCUGAAGGAGGAAAACAAGCGCCACUCGUCACUGUUGGAGAUUAUCCUUAAAAAGAAGUUACCGAAGAAAAGAGCUUGUCAUGCAACCAACGGUGCCACCGCCAAGCUCGCCGCUACGGCCGCCGCUCAACCCAGCACCGACCCGGCUGAUGGUGACUCUGCUGCUGGCUCGUCUUCUGUAAAAUCAGAUGUUAGGGUCAAGAUGGCAAAGCCUGCCUUCAGCACCAUUGGCCAACACACUGCCUUCACCUCCAAACAACACUUUAUCAAGUUUUCAUCUGGGGACGAUUGUUUGUUCUGUUUCAAGCAAGUGACCGCCACAGAGCAGCACCUGAUGAAAAGGCAUUAUGAUAUAGCUGUUCAUUAUGUUAACAACGGCAUUGAAAAAUUUGUGAUCCCGUGUAUGUGUUCAGCACAAAUUAAGGACAGAAGUCACUGGCACUGCCCGUGCUGCAAGGCUGUCAUUUAUCGAAGAUGCAGCUUUGAAGUCCACCUGUUGAAACAUGGUUAUACUCUGCUUGAGCCAAACCAAGUGAAAGGGAACCAUCAUCAGCCUUUCACUGUCUCACAUGAAGAAGAGCCUUCGAGUCUAGAAGACUGGUAUGAGGAAGAGCUCACCAGUCUGGAGCAGCAAGAGGAGACGGCUUCACUGCUGCUUCAAAUCAAAGAAAAAGCAAAAACAGGCAAACGUAUAAAAGUGGAGGACGCCCAACACGUCGGUAACAGUCAACAAGAACAAGAAAGCCUUCACCAAAAUCAAGCCCAGGACUCUGGCAAAGACGUCCUUUUGGACACUUACAGGAAAGUUAUCAUUAUGGAAGAUGGUUCCACUCGCCCUGUGGAAACUCAUCCGGACAGUGGGGUUGGUAAAGUGCUGGAAUCGGCUGGCAAAAUGCAGCCCCCAGCUUUAACCAGUGAUCCUGGGGAAUCCCGAGCAGCGUCGAGUUCAGAUGAUCUUAGCCCGCCGAGCAAAAAGCGUGCAAGAAGUCGACGAGCAUGUCUGAAUUUGCAUACAGUGAAAAAAGAGUCGUCUGCCAGUCAAAACCGCAUGGGGUCUUAUUACUGUAAGGCCUGUGGGGAGAUUUUCCAUUACAUGCACAAACUGAAGAUUCAUGUGCAGAAACAUUCAGGCGACAAAAUCCGGAUUUGUGGGAUUUGCGGAAAAAGUCUGGAGCACAGCGAAAGUCUACAUGAACACCUGCAGAACCACGAAAAAAAGAAUAUCUGUGGCAUUUGUGGCAAGCAGUUUUCAAGAGAAUCCCGUCUGAGGCAGCAUAAGAGUUUUCAUCGACCAAAGACCCUAAGUUAGAGGCGUCCAAGCUUCGUCACACAAUCCCAAAUUGUCAAGUCAUAAGUACUCAAGGGCUAUAAAAUAGAAAAAAAGAACAUACCCAAAAAUGACGGGGUUUUUUUUCUUCCUAAUCCACAAAAUAGCUGCAUUCAAUACUUUAAUUAAACAAAUUACAAUUUUUUUCUGUUGGAAAGGGAUGCGCAAAUCAUUUUAGAUCCAAAACUUAAAGGGUAUUAUGCAUUUGCUUUAUCUCUUUAAAAAUGUCUACUCAGCAAUGUAUUUAGUAAAUUUUACUAACUGAAUUGAAAGUUCAUAUUGACUUGGGCAUGAGAGAAUGUAAAAAGUGUUUGUAUUGAAGUGUACUUUGUGUUGGAACAUUUCCAAUUGUGAGAAUAUGUUUAACUUGUCCGUAUGAGUUUUGCCCUAAUUAAACAUAAAAAGAUUCCAUCUGCAUCAAUACAAAGCUAGGGAUGGGAGAAAUGCUGCUGGAGUCAAAUGUUUGAUUGUAGUCUUUCAGCAGCAAAGUGUUCUCAAAUGUAGCUAGUGUUGUCCUGGUGUUAUAUCUUUUUUCAGCAUUAUCCAAAUAAAUGUUGCAUUAAAGUUUAAUCUUUUUUUUUCUUUUUUUUUUAGCUAAGAAGUAAUUCUUAUACAUACUGUCAUCCUGUUUACACAUGAUUAGAGGGGUAAGCACUGAGGUGCUGAUAAUCACUGCUCUUGAUUAAUUGAUGUGUGAAACUACUAUUUUUUUUCCUCCUUCCUUGAGGGUUUGAUGCAUACAGCUGUGUUAAAACAAUGCCAAGACAGUUGGAUAUUGGUUAUAACCAGUGCCAAUUGUUGCUAGCAUUAUAAUAAAAUGUUUUACAGGAUGAAA